AGAGUGGGGCAGGUGGGGCAUAGGGCAGUGCGGGAAGGAGGUGGCUGUCUGGGGCAAAGGGACGCCACCCAGUGGGGUUGCUGUGGAGAUGGGGGAACACAUCUGCCAGGCCCCCCAGCACGGUACCAAGUCAAAGCACAGCUGUGCCCCCCACCCUUCCCCAGCCAUGUCUCAGAGCCACCCCAGAGCCCUGUUGCUUUUCAUAGCCUGGUUAUUUUUUUUUCCUGGCUAUUGUAAUAAAUUCCUAGAAGCUGGAAACAUUAUAAGGAAAAUAAGUUCUCUCCUGGCCCCCGGCCUGGCUGGAGUCUGCACGGCAGACCUUGGGCGGCUUUAUGUGCAGCAGUUCCCAGCUGCCCCGCCCCAGAGGUGGCUGCAUCUCAACGCUGGGAGACCCACCUGUCCUUUUGCUGUGUUAUGUGCAGCUGGUCGCCAGCUGCCCCACCCCAGAGGUGGCUGCAUCUCAGCGCCAGGCCAACCGUCUCUGUGCAGGGAGUGGGCGCUGCUGCAGAGAACCUGCAUCUGUAGUCUGUUUCGUGUCUGUGGCUGACCUGCCUGGAGGGGAGUGAGAGGUGGAAGGAAGUGGCGCAGGAAACCACAGGGACGGAAGCGCCUCUUGGCUUCGGGGACUUGGUGUCGAGCCACCCGCGCCCUGGGGGGCCGAGGGGAGCAGGCGGCAGGUGCAGGGGGGCCCAGGGAUGCGCUGAGCGACCAUGGAUGAGGAGGGGCUGGUGGAGCAGGAAUCAUGGUCCCCGGUGCAUCGGGAGCGAUCCCAGACCUCAGGGUCCCUGUCCGAGGGCUCGGGGAAGAAACGGAAGCAGCAGGGGGUGCCUGGCAUGGGGCAGCAGGGGCCUGAGCCCCAGACCUCUGAUGACAAGGAGCCCUGCACCAAGCGGGUGAAACCUGUCGGCAAGACCCUGUCGGCCCCGGGGCCCCCCUCGGCCAAGGUGACACCCCUGAAACGCCUGAGCCAGUCGAUCCAGAGGUCCAUCAGCUUCAAGACGGAGCCCCGCCCCCCAGGCUACAUCCCGCCUCCCCGGGCUGGGGGCUGCCGGCGCCGCAGCAGCAAACUCUGGAGCGAGACCUUCGAUCGGGUCAGUGAGGAGCUCUCGGCCCGUGAGGUGAAACGCCAGGAGGUGAUCUUCGAGCUGAUGCAGGGGGAGCAGCAACUGGUGGCAGAUUUGAACCUGGUGAAGAAGAACUACUACGAGCCGAUGCUGACGCUGGCCAUCCUGCCCGAGGCCGAGCUGCGCGAGAUCUUCGGGACCCUGGAUUCCCUGGCGCCGCUGCACGAAGACUUGCUGGGGCGGCUGCUGGGUCUGAGGCAGGAGGACGGGACGGUGCCUGAGCUGGGACCCACCCUGCUGGACUGGCUGCCCGGGCUGCGGGCCUACGAAUCCUACUGCUGCCACCAGGUGUGGGCCAAGGCGCGGCUGGACCGCCGCAAGCAGGAGCCGGCGGUGGGGGAAUUCCUGCGCCUGUGCCAGGAGUCGGCCUUCAGCCGCAAGCUGGAGCUUUGGAGCUUCCUGGACCUGCCCCGCAGCCGCCUGGUCAAGUACCCCCUGCUGCUGCGGGAGGUGCUGCGCCAGACGCCCCCCGAGCACCCCGACCAGGCGCCCCUGCAGCGGGCGGUGGCGCUGGCCCAGGACCUGGUGGGGCUGAUCAACAGGAAGACGGGGGAGGCCGAGUGCCGCUUCUACCAGCAACGGCUGAGCUACCCCGAGGGGGCGCCCCGGCACCCCGGCAUCGACCGCUCCAGCCUGCUGCUCUGCCACGGGGACCUCCGCAACAGCAAGGGGCAGAGGCUGCAUGUGUUCCUGUUCCAGGAGGCGCUGGUGCUGACCCGGCCCGUCCUGCAGGGGGAGCAGGUCGUCUUCCAGCUCCAGGGGCCCCCCCUGCCCGUCGGCCAGCUGGAGGUGCAGGACCUGCCUGACGGGGGGGCCCGGCUUGGGGGGGCCCUGCGUGAGCGCGGCAGGAGCUGCCUGCGGGUCAGCGCCGGGGCCCGGGCCCACACGCUGCAGGCGGCCGACGCCUUCGACAAGCAGCAGUGGUUGAGCCGCCUGCGCCAGGCCCUGGCUGCCCGCCCGCCCCCGGAGCUCGACGGCAGCCUGGGGCCCCUGGCCGCCCUGCGCCUGGACUGCGACCCCCCCAUGGACCACACCUGAGCCGGGCUCCCCCCGGCUCCAGGUCACCGGCCCGCGGAGCUGAGCCGUCCGGACGCCCGGGUCCCUCCGUCCCGCCGAGCCGGAUUCGUCUUUCUCCAUCUCUCCCCGGACUCCUGGGUCCGCCCCCCGCUCCCGUAUUUAUUGCGGCCCAGGGCCUUAACCCCGCGUGGGCUGCUCCCGGGCCGUCUCCCCUCCCGCGGCUGGAAGACGAAGGUGCCCCUUGGCCGCCCUGGAGUGGGAGUGGGGGGGCCAGGGGCUGCCCCUCUGCGGGGGGCCCUUGCGUGUCCCCCUGCCCUGUGCCCCCACUGGCCUUUCUGUGACCAGCUGCCAAUAAACCUGUGAUGGUCGCG
This is a messenger RNA of Caretta caretta (loggerhead turtle), 2512 nucleotides long. Its product is annotated as rho guanine nucleotide exchange factor 3. Gene Ontology annotation, biological process: intracellular signal transduction; positive regulation of Rho protein signal transduction. The record is from RefSeq and is a predicted model, not a curated record. NCBI's taxonomy places the organism in Eukaryota, Metazoa, Chordata, Testudines, Cheloniidae. Gene Ontology annotation, molecular function: guanyl-nucleotide exchange factor activity.